UAUCAUACGUAUCACAAUCGCGUAAUUCAUUCGAUAAAAAUCACUCGAUAACGCGCGGAAAUGUUUUCCCGUCGUAUCAAUGCUGUUAUUGUGAGGGUGAAUUACAUGGUUUUCAUGAUCACCGCGUUUAAUGCUCCCUUUGGUUUUUGCCAAAACAUCGAGCAUCGGGACAAGCCGACCACUUCACGUUAUCAAGUGAAUUCUCAACUCAGUUGGAAUGACCUUCAUGAUUUCGAGAGCCCUAGGGAGCAAUUAAUUUGGGACACAAUUCUUUCCAACGAGCGGAAGCACUCAUCAGCCGCCCUAAAAACAUCUUCGACUCUUCCCCUUAACAAAUCGCCCAUUGACACUCUGACAAAUCACUUCGAUGAUUACUCGAAGGUUCCUGAUCAUAAUAUAAACUUCACACCGAGGAGAUCCAAUAAGCGACGAAAAAACGAUUAUCGAAAUCACAAAAAAUAUAAGCACCUGAGAGGUCGAAAAUAUUUCACCAAAAGUAGAACCAAUGAGCAAGAUGAAUCAUUAAGAAGAACUGAUGAAGAACUUAACAGAGACUACCGGAGAUCGAGGCCACACGAGAGGAGUCAAUCUGAAAGAUUAAAAUCUCGGAAUGAAGAAAAUUCUCUUCCUGCACUUUCAGCCGAGGAUUUUUCUCAAUUGUUCAAUAAUUCAAGAGUGAAUCGUUCUCACUGGGAUUUCUCAAACUCCUUGAAUCAGAAAAAAUUGGAGAGAAAUAUGGAGAUGAUACUGACGAGAAAUCUCGAGAAAGAAAUUAUGAAGAUGAGGCAGGAGCGGCCAUUUGCAUUGAUGAAAACUGAUGAGAAAAUUACGGAAUUAUCGCUUAGGAAAAAUGAAAUUCUGGAGCACGAGAAAGGGUCUGGGGAGAGUGGAGAGAUUAUCAACUCUCAUCGGGAGAAUACUCUUGCCGUCGACGAUAAUCAAUUGAAUAAUUACGAUCAAUUCAAGCGGUUGGAUUCUGAUAUUAAUGGGAGAAAUAUCGAUAGGAUCAAUUUAUCAGAUAAUUUUCCUCGUGAUACGGAGAGUGCUCCAGCUGGAAAUGACUCUGGAGGGGAUGGAAAAUUGUUGGGAGUUGGUAAUUUAGAGUCACUGGGCGACCUCUCCUGCAUGAAUGGAACCUUCGUACCUGCGCCUUACAUUCCCCAUGGAGUUAUUAAAUACGUGAAAUCAUCAAAACCAGAGCACGAGUACCUGGAAGCGGACUACGAGUGCAUCACUGGGUUCACAAUGUCGUCAAACAACACUCGCUUGCUGUGCAAAAACCGGGAAUGGCUAGGAGAGCAGCCAUUAUGCACGAGGAAACCUGAUGAAUUGUGUUUGCAUUUAGAAUGUGAGCACAUUUGUGCAGUAGACAAUGGCCUGGCCAAAUGCUCAUGCCACAAAGGCUUCAACCUCCUAGGCAAUAAAUGCAUCGAUGUGAACGAGUGCGAGAGGCAAAAUGGAAAUUGUCAAUAUAUGUGUGUCAAUAUUGUGGGGAGCUAUCGAUGCGAGUGCCCCAAAGGAAUGAAAUAUGGAGACGACAAGUUCACAUGUAUAGAUGUCGACGAGUGCUCGGAGAAUAAUGGUCGUGGAGCAUGUCAGGACAGGUGUCGUAAUACCGAGGGUGGAUAUAUUUGUUCUUGUGAGGGAUUGCCCGGUGGUGUUCUUUCGGCUGACAAUCACACCUGUCAGACAGCCGGGCAUUGCUCUGAUAACAAUGCUGGCUGCUCACAUACAUGUCUUUCCACUGCCGGCAGAAUUUUUUGCCUCUGUCCCGAUGGUUUUGUACUUCAGGACGACUGGAAAACGUGUCAAGACAUCGAUGAGUGCGCUGUUGCUGAGCUCCAGACUGAGGUAUGCAGAUACGGGUGCAUCAAUACUCCUGGCUCCUAUCGAUGUGCUGAUCCACUUGAGCUCAAGGAUCAACCGGACAUCGAGAAGUGGAGGAACGAAUGCCCCCGUGGAUAUCGGGCAUCUUCAAUGGUCACGUGCUUGGAUAUUAACGAAUGCCUGGACAACAAUGGCGGAUGCGAUGAAGUCUGCGAGAAUACAGAAGGUAGUUACUUCUGCGCGUGUAAUGGCGACGAGAAAAUGGUCUCAUCAGAUGGAAGAUCCUGCAUAGAGAUAAACGCUAUCUCCUGUCCACCGGUGAAUCCAGUUAAACGAGGUACUUUAAUAUGCUCACGGCAGGGAGACGACAAUACGUGGCAACCGUACAGAGCGGUUAAUCAGCCCGGCACUAAGUGCUAUUUGAAAUGUCCGCGGAAUUAUCAACUCCUUGGAGAAUAUCAGAUCACUUGCCACGGAAAUGGAGACUGGGAGGGACCACAAAACGCUGAUUGUGUCAAGUAUCCAAAGCCGCGCCUGGAAUGUCCAGAGGAUGUAAUUGCUGAGCUAUCUCCCGGUCAAAACGAGGUAUUCGUGAAAUUCAAUCAACCGUCAACGGAUUUAGACUGGUUUCGCAACGUAAAAUCAAAACCGUCUUGGGGGAAAAGACUUGAGGCGAAUCUCCAGCUGGGAUUGCACAUUGUUACUUUCUUCGCAAGACAUCCGGUAUCGAAGAAACAAUCAUCCUGCACUCUACGUAUUAUUGUUAAAGAGGGAGAGCCUCCAAAGGUCUAUAACUGUCCCGAAGGUGUCACAGGAAGAAAUGGAAGCAUCAUCACCUGGGACGAGCCUGUUUUCACGGAUAAUGUGAAAGUCACUCAGGUCACAAAUAAUCAGAGUCCAGAGCGGACCUUUGACAUUGGUCAAUGGAAAAUAACUUACAAUGCAAGCGAUGAUGCCGGCUGGUCAACACUCUGCAGCUUCACCGUCUCGAUACAUCAACAAUAAAAUUGCCAAUCAGAGGUAGAAGAAUCAAGGUACAACGUAGAUAUUAACAAAUUACCAGGAGCUUGAGGUGCACUCACGUUAUUUCACUUGCACUCAUUUAUUUUACCAAUUAUGAGAAUCUAAAUCCACUCUAGUCCAUUUUAUGUCAAGAAUUCCUUCAAAGAAUUCGUACCUUUCCACCAAUUUUUUAAAUAAUAAUAUUACGGUCGAGCAUUCUUGUGAGGCUUAUAGGAUCAUUUGUAAUAAUAAUGGUUAUAUAAUAAUGAUUUUGUCUAGUAAUUAAAGAGUCGAGGAAAAAAAUCCUGGGUCUUCAAAUUUGAAUAUCACAAAUCGCUUCACUUUCAGGAAGCUUAUACAUAAUUU
This is a messenger RNA of Fopius arisanus, 3195 nucleotides long. RefSeq lists its product as uncharacterized. The transcript is spliced from 13 exons. The record is from RefSeq and is a predicted model, not a curated record. The coding region runs from base 61 to 2832 and encodes 923 amino acids. Gene Ontology annotation, molecular function: calcium ion binding. NCBI's taxonomy places the organism in Eukaryota, Metazoa, Arthropoda, Insecta, Hymenoptera, Braconidae.